AUGGCGGGCGCCGGCACCCGCGCGGCCGACAGCGCGAACUACAGGGGCGUUUUCGACGGCGGUUUGGGCUUCGGGCGCAGGAGCGCCGUGGUCGUGGUGGACUUCCUGAAGGCGUACACCGCGCCCGGCAGCGCGCUGCACUGCCCGGGCCGCGGUUCCGGCGCCGCGGACGCCGCGGCGGCCGCCGUGCCGCUGCUGGCGCUGGCGCGGAGCAGGGGCGUUCCGGUGCUGUACGCCGCGACGCGGUACGACCACCCCGCCGACGGGGGGCUGCUGGCGCAGAAGGUGCCUCUCCUGCGGUCCCUCACCAGAGGCAGCGCCCUGGCGGAGAUCGACGAGGCGGUGGCCCCACAGGCGGGAGACCGCGUCCUGGGCAAGCACUACCUGUCCGCGUUCUUCGGCACCAGCCUGGCGUCCGACCUGCAGGCCCUCGGCGUGGACACGUGCAUCGUUGUGGGCUGCUCCACCAGCGGCGGCGUCCGCGCAACCGUCCUGGAGGGCAUGCAGCUCGGCUUCCGGUGCGUCGUGCCGCGCGAGUGCGUGGGCGACCGCGAGGAGGCCGUCCACGAGGCCAACCUGUUCGACAUCAAUGCGAAGAACGGCGACGUGAUGCCCACGGCCGCCGUGAUGGACCACCUGACUGGCCUGCCGACGCCUGACGCCGCGGCCGGGCAGCCCGGUCUUCCGGCCAAGCGCGCGAGAGUUGGGGAGGCGGCCGCGCCACCCGCCGCGGGCGCGCCGGCGCCAGGCCCGAAGGAUGGCAUCAGCGCUGACGCCAACGCGUCGGCCCAGAACAACCGCGCCCGCUUCCUCCCACAGCUGCGGCCAGGG
Messenger RNA from Prorocentrum cordatum, 831 nucleotides. The record is from the annotation of a GenBank genome assembly. Lineage: Eukaryota; Dinophyceae; Prorocentrales; Prorocentraceae.